GUUACCUUCUAAAACGGCACAGGUUCCUACAACAACCACGCCAGCAACAGCAACCCCUGUGUGGCAGAAGACAACUUCUUCCUUGCCAAUGACCACAUCCAAGCCAACAACUGGGAUUCAAAGCACAACAAAAUAUCUUAUGAUUGAACAAUUCACGGUGAACUUCAUCAUAACCAACCUCCAGUACUCCACAGCACUUGGGACUCCCGGUUCCAACACAUUCAAUGCUUUGGAGAAAAACCUGGCCCAUUUGCUCAACCCCAUCUUCAGGGAGAGCAGCAUCGGCCCCGCUUACCUGGAAUGCAAAGUGAUGGCUUAUCGACCCGUGAGGGACAGAGGCAACACCGGGGUGGAUGCUGCCUGCACCUACCGAAGCGACUCCACCAGGCCCCUGUUUGACAGAGUGCGUGUUUACCAUGAAGUGCGCAACAAGACAAAUGGCGUCACCCAGCUGGGCCCCUACACCCUGGACAAGGGCAGCCUCUACAUCAAUGGCUAUAACGAAGCACCAGCUCUGCCAACUACGCUGCCUACUACAACGUUGGCUGCAGCGGUCGAACACUUCACGGUGAACUUCACCAUAACCAACCUCCAGUACACCUCAACGCUCGGGACUCCCCAUUCCCAAAAAUUCAAUGCUACGGAAAUAAUCCUGACCCAUUUGCUUGAUCCCAUCUUCCGGGAGAGCAGCAUCGGCCCCGCUUACAUGGGCUGUCGGGUAACAGCUUACAGACUCGUGAGGGACGGGGGCAACACCAGGGUGGAUGCUGCCUGCACCUACCGAAGCGACUCCACCAGGCCCCUGUUUGACAGAGUGCGUGUUUACCAUGAAGUGCGCAACAGGACAAAUGGCGUCACCCAGCUGGGCCCCUACACCCUGGACAAGGGCACCCUCUACAUCAAUGGCUAUAACGAAGCACCAGCUCUUCCAACUACGCUGCCUACUACAACGUUGGCUGCAGCGGUCGAACACUUCACGGUGAACUUCACCAUAACCAACCUCCAGUACACCUCAACGCUCGGGACUCCCCAUUCCCAAAAAUUCAAUGCUACGGAGAGAAUCCUAACCCAUUUGCUUGACCCCAUCUUCCGGGAGAGCAGCAUUGGCCCUGCUUACACGAGCUGUCGGGUGACGGCUUUCAGGCGAGACCUUGGGACUGGGGCUAGGAACAAUAUCCACGUAGAUGCUGUCUGCACCUACAGACGCGACUCUACAAGCCUCAAGUUUGACAGAGUGAAGGUUUAUCAGGAGCUGAGCAACAAGACAAAGGGCAUCACCAGAUUAGGUCCUUACAACCUGAACAACACCAGCCUCUAUGUCAAUGGUUAUAACGAACCACCCGUUGUGUCAACAGUCAGGCCGGCUACAAUUCCAAUUCCUGUAAAAGAUGAACGUUUCACGGUGAACUUCACCAUCACCAAUCUCCUUUACAGUUCAGAAUUUCAAAACCCCAGUUCUAGCAAAUACAAUGCUACUAGAAACACUCUGGCCCACAUGCUUGACCUUCUGCUCAAAAACAGCAGUAUUGGCCCUACCCACACUGGAUGUACAGUAGUAGCAUUAAGAUCCGUGAAGAAUAAUGAUGACACUGGCAUGGAUGCUGUCUGUACCUACAGACACAAUCCCACAGCUUCCCAGUUUGCCACAGUAAAGAUUUACCAUGAGCUCAGCAACAUGACAAGAGGCAGCACCAAGCUAGGACCCUACACGCUGGAUAACAAUAGCCUCUACGUCAAUGGUUAUAAUGAACUACAUCCUGCACCACCUGUGAACCCAGAUAAAGAAAAUCCAUUACCAAGACCAGAACACUCAACAUUAAACUUCACUUUAACCAACCUCCGAUUUACUGUGGAUCUGGGGAAGCCAAGUUCUCCCAAAUUCAAUUCUACAGAAAAAAUAAUGUGCCAUUAUAUUGGCCUUCUACUCCAAAAGAGCAGCAUUGGCACAGACUAUAUUGGAUGCAAAGUAGUGGCUUUCAGGUCAGUGAAGAAUAGGGAUAACACAGGAGUGGAUGCCAUCUUCAGCUACAGAAAUGACCCCACAGCUCCCAAGUUUGACAGAAUGAAGGUUUACCGUGAGCUAAGAAACAUGACAAAUGGCAUCACCAAGUUAGGGUUCUACACCCUGGACCACAAGAGCCUCUACGUCAAUGGUUACAAUGAACUAUCUACACCCCCACCUGUCAAACCACCCACUACACAAAGCCCAACACCAACAACACAGCAGUUCACGCUGAACUUCACCAUAACCAAUCUCCGAUUCACUCCAGAUCUCGGGAGACCUGGUUCUCCCAAAUUCAGUACCACAGAGAAGAUAAUGUGUCAUUUUAUCGAGCCCCUGCUCCAAAACAACAGUACUGGCCCCAACUACCUUGGCUGCAAAGUGGAUGCAUUUCGGCCGGUGAAGAAUAGGGAUAACACUGCUGUGGAUGCCACCUGCAGCUACAGGAAUGACCCUGCAGCUCCCCAGUUUGACCGAGUCAAAGUUUAUCGUAAGCUGAGCAGCAUGACAAAGGACAUCACCAAAUUAGGACACUACUCCCUGGAUAACCGCAGCCUCUAUGUCAAUGGUUACAAUGAAGUGCCUGGAUUAUACCCGAGUCUAACUACCCGACAAAGUCCAACGGCUGGGCAUUUCACGCUCAACCUCACUUUAACUAAUCUCCGAUACACUGCAGACCUGGGGGUACCAGGCACCCAGAAAUUCAAUUCCACGCAGAGCGUGAUGAAAUAUUAUAUCGACUCUCUGCUCAGAGACAGCAGCAUAGGGCCCAUUUAUACAGGAUGCAAAGUGAUGGCAUUUAGGUCCAUUAGAAACAGUGAUGACACGGGUGUAGAUACCCUCUGCAGCUACAAAAACAACCCUUCGGUUGCCAGGUUCAACAAAGUAGAAAUUUAUCAUGAGCUGAAGAGCAAGACAAAGGGUGUCACCAAGUUAGGAAUCUAUACCCUGGAGAAGAAUAGCCUCUAUGUUGAUGGUUUCCACCUCUCAGAAACAGCUACUAACAACAACCCGAUGCCAGUCGUUGUGGGCUACCAGCUCGGCUUUAAAAUAAUCAAUGAAAAGCUAACCAACCCAGACCCAGCUUCUUCAGAAUACCAGAAGCUGCUGAGAGACAUCCAACAGAAGGUUAACAACAUGUACCAUCAGAGCGCUGUCCAAGAUAAAUUCCAGUAUUGCAAUGUCACAGGCCUGAGGACUGGAUCUGUAGUGGUUGACUGUCAUUGUUUCUUCAAACCGGCACCCAACAUCAGCAAUGCGGUCGUCGAAAGAGCAUUUCAAGAUGGAACUAGGAAUGCAACUGCCAACUGGCUGGGAGCCAGCUACCAGCUGCAGGGCAUCUCGGUGGAUGUUUUAGUCACCGACUCAAUAACUGGUUCUUAUAACUUGCCAAGCAAAUAUGGAAAAGAAAAUUUCAAGCUGAACUUCAGCAUCACCAACCUGCCCUACUCACCAGAAAUGAAUGAUCCCAAUUCACUGAGGCAUCAGUUGAACAAGCAGCGGAUUGAAAAAGAGCUUCAGGACAUUUUCAGAAAAAGCACCCUAAAGAACUACUUCAUUGGUUGUACAGUACAAAACUUUAGACGCAUCUCUGGGAAAAGUUACACGGGGGUCGAUUCCACCUGCGUAUUUACACUGGACCCUUACACGAGGACCUUCAGAAAAGAAGAUGUGUACGAGGAGUUCAAACAGCUGACCAAUGGACUCACCGAGCUAGGAUCUAGCUACAAACUAGACACGAAGAGUUUGUUUGUUAACAAUUAUUCUCCUCUCGACACAAUGGCAGGAGACACUAACAACUCUGAGUUAUCAUACUGGGAGAUAAUCCUCAUCUGCCUUGCCGUACUGAUUGGUUUUAUCCUCCUCCUCUUCCUGGGCUUCCUGAUUGCCUUUUGCCUGCAAAGGAAGGGAAACAUGUACGAGGUCCAACAGGGCAUGUAUGGAAUCUACUUUCCACAUCUGGACUUGAGGAAAAUGCAUUGAGGCAGCACAGAGAUGAACUCCAGGUCAUCAGAAGCAUGCUUCUCAAUGAGGGAAGAAAAAAAAUAUAUGUUUACAGCUUCUGGAGCAUUUCUCCCUACUUGUCCCAUAGUAAAUUAUGACUGGCCUGAGACAACACCUUUCUCUUUUAUCUUAAUGCAGUAGGUCUUUGCACUUCAGCAAUUAUUUUAUACCGUGGACAACUGCCAGCAAUGCAGUUGUAUUAGGAAAAAGACAUUUAUUCAUAUUUUAUGCACUGCGGUACUUCGAGCAAAUAUCUAAAAAAUAAAUAAAUACAACGGUGAAGAACUGUAGGGCAAUGCAGCCCAGAGGGCUGCUCAGUAUUAUGUUUUUUGGAGAGAGCUUAAAAUGAUACUAACUUAUGGUAUUUUAGGGAAUGACUAUCGGACAUGAAUGAA
Messenger RNA from Alligator sinensis (Chinese alligator), 4401 nucleotides. It is a transcript of the gene MUC16, whose product is annotated as mucin 16, cell surface associated. NCBI's taxonomy places the organism in Eukaryota, Metazoa, Chordata, Crocodylia, Alligatoridae. The record is from RefSeq and is a predicted model, not a curated record. Bases 89 to 3985 code for a protein of 1298 amino acids. The transcript has 37 exons.